This is a messenger RNA of Pyrus x bretschneideri (Chinese white pear), 791 nucleotides long. Its product is annotated as embryo-specific protein ATS3B-like. Gene Ontology annotation, molecular function: protein binding. Bases 16 to 651 code for a protein of 211 amino acids. NCBI's taxonomy places the organism in Eukaryota, Viridiplantae, Streptophyta, Magnoliopsida, Rosales, Rosaceae. The transcript has 3 exons. The record is from RefSeq and is a predicted model, not a curated record.
UCCACUCCCUGACGCAUGCUUUUCUUUGACUCCUCCGCAUCCCGCAAGUCGUCGCCGUCGCCGUCGCAUUCUCUCUGCAGCAAAUCAUCAAACAUGUUCAGAGCGUUCUCUUUUCUUCUUCUCCUCCAAGCUUCCGUCGUCUUCACGCUCUCAGAGGCCAAGCUAAGCAUCAUACGUCCCGAAGCUGCCGCCAAGGGCUUCAACGUCAGCAACGUCCAGAAUGCGGGGACUUGUUCGUACACGGCGGUGAUAACCACGAGCUGCUCCUCGACGAGGUACACGAGGGAUCAGAUCAGUCUCUCCUUUGGGGAUGCUUAUGGCAACCAGAUUUAUGCGCCGCGAUUGGAUGAUCCAUCUUCAAGAACAUUUGAACGGUGUUCUACAGACACAUUUGAGAUUUACGGCCCCUGUGCAUACCAAAUCUGCUAUUUGUAUGUCUACAGAUCCGGACCGGAUGGUUGGAAGCCUGAGAAUGUGAAAAUCUAUGGCCACAAUUCCAGGGCUGUUACAUUUAGCUACAACACCUUCAUUCCCAAUGAUCUUUGGUACGGCUUUAACUGGUGCAACACCGCCUCCUCUUCCGCCCGGAAAUCUGCUCACAGACGGCCUCUGUAUGCCGUAGCUGCGCUCUUUGUUUUUCUUAUGUUGUAAUCGUGCAUUUGCCCUUAUGUCUAUAGCCUCUUACAUUUUGCUUAGUUUUAUUUGUAUGUCAGUAUUUUAGAAGAAAAAGUACACACUUUGUAUUAUGGACCCACCAAACUGUUAUAUUUCAAACAUUUCUUUGUAUUUUA